This is a messenger RNA of Bombina bombina (fire-bellied toad), 1650 nucleotides long. RefSeq names its product tubulin alpha-3 chain. Gene Ontology annotation, cellular component: cytoplasm; microtubule. Gene Ontology annotation, biological process: mitotic cell cycle; microtubule cytoskeleton organization. The coding region runs from base 90 to 1442 and encodes 450 amino acids. Lineage: Eukaryota; Metazoa; Chordata; Amphibia; Anura; Bombinatoridae. The record is from RefSeq and is a predicted model, not a curated record. Gene Ontology annotation, molecular function: GTP binding; structural constituent of cytoskeleton. The transcript has 4 exons.
GACACAGCUGCUGUGGAUUGUUUUUUGUUUUCAUUAGGAGCAGAAAAUAGGUUUUAGAGCUGAAAUUUUAAGUUAAAGCUUCUGCAAAUAUGAGAGAAUGUAUUUCCGUCCAUGUUGGCCAGGCUGGCGUUCAAAUGGGCAAUGCUUGCUGGGAACUGUACUGUCUGGAACACGGACUUCACCCAGAUGGAAGAAUGUCUGAAACGGUGUCUGGGGGACAAGCAGACUCGUCCUUUGGGACUUUCUUCAGUGAGACUGGCUCAGGAAAACAUGUACCACGAGCAGUUUUUGUUGACCUUGAGCCAACUGUGAUUGAUUCGAUAAAAACAGGCACGUACCGAUCAUUAUUCCACCCAGAACAACUUAUUAUUGGUAAAGAAGAUGCAGCUAACAACUAUGCACGGGGGCAUUAUACAAUCGGCAAGGAAUUAAUAGAUGGCGUGCUUGACCGCAUCAGAAAAAUGGCAAAUCAAUGUAGUGGCCUUCAAGGAUUUCUGGUCUUCCACAGCUUUGGAGGAGGAACAGGCUCUGGUUUUACUUCAUUGUUGAUGGAACGUCUUUCUGUUGAUUAUGGCAAGAAGUCAAAGCUUGAAUUCUCAGUCUACCCUGCUCCACGGGUCUCCACAGCAGUAGUAGAACCUUAUAAUUCUAUCCUAACAACCCACACAACCUUAGAACAUUCAGACUGUGCCUUUAUGGUAGACAACGAGGCCAUCUAUGAUAUCUGCAACCGUAACUUGGACAUUGAAAGACCCUCUUAUACCAACUUGAAUAGGUUAAUUGCACAAAUUGUCUCUUCUAUCACAGCUUCCUUAAGGUUUGAUGGUGCUCUGAAUGUUGACUUAACAGAGUUUCAAACAAAUUUGGUGCCUUAUCCUAGAAUCCACUUCCCACUGGUCACCUAUUCACCUAUAAUAUCUGCUGAAAAAGCUUACCAUGAGCAGCUAUCUGUGCCAGAAAUAACCAAUGCUUGCUUUGAAUUUUCCAACCAGAUGGUAAAAUGUGACCCUAGACGUGGUAAAUACAUGGCUUGCUGCUUAUUAUACAGAGGUGAUGUAGUGCCCAAAGAUGUCAAUGCGGCCAUUGCUGCAAUUAAAACCAGGAGGUCCAUUCAGUUUGUUGAUUGGUGUCCUACUGGUUUUAAGGUGGGAAUUAAUUACCAGCCUCCCACUGCUGUCCCAGGAGGGGACCUGGCUAAAGUUCAGCGUGCUGUCUGUAUGCUGAGCAACACUACAGCUAUUGCUGAGGCUUGGGCCAGGUUAGACCACAAGUUUGACCUGAUGUACUCAAAGAGAGCAUUUGUACAUUGGUAUGUGGGAGAAGGUAUGGAGGAAGGGGAGUUCUCUGAGGCAAGAGAGGAUAUGGCUGCCCUGGAGAAGGAUUAUGAAGAGGUGGGAACAGAAUCUGGUGAUGGGGCAGAGGAAGAGGAGGAUGAUUACUGAACAGAGUUUGUGUGGUGCUAUUGAAGUCAGAAUAAAUUUAAAAAUGUAGGUGACACAAAAUUGUAUAACAUAAGUCUAGGUCAGUUAAUUUUAUACUGAAUCAUUGCUGUGGCUUGUCUUUUCAUUGAUAAACGUAAAGCCCUUGACUUCAUAUCCUACUGUAUUAAAUAUUAUUUGUUGUGGUAAUAAAGAAAUGCAUAACAAUAAA